Messenger RNA from Cyprinus carpio (common carp), 1952 nucleotides. RefSeq names its product structure-specific endonuclease subunit SLX1B (gene slx1b). The record is from RefSeq and is a predicted model, not a curated record. Lineage: Eukaryota; Metazoa; Chordata; Actinopteri; Cypriniformes; Cyprinidae. Gene Ontology annotation, biological process: double-strand break repair via homologous recombination. Gene Ontology annotation, molecular function: crossover junction DNA endonuclease activity; 5'-flap endonuclease activity. Gene Ontology annotation, cellular component: Slx1-Slx4 complex.
AAUAUAGAUGGUCAAAAUCGUAUUUGUUAAUAACGUGGAUUAUGGCAAACUAUUUUAACUUAUUAUUUUUAUAUGCUUACUAAGGGACUCCUGCAUCGUAUAUUUGCUCAGGCCAUACCAGGGCAUACUUAACGGGCUAGUAGUUUGAAAUGAACAGGGAACAUUAUCAAAACAAAUUUUGCGACACCAAGGAUGCAAGCCGUUAAAACUCAACUAAGAAGAAGGAUGAAUGUUUUGAUUCAGUACAGUAGAACUUAGAAGAUACAGAACAAACGCUGUUCUUUUUUUAGUCUUUAAUAGGAUAUCAUAUUUAUUAUUUUUUAACUAACUUACAUAACUGUAGUUAGAUUAUAGAACAUAGCAAUGACGCUUGAGAUGAAGGUUUUUAAAGGAAUUGUAUAAUGCUGAUGGAUAUUGCAGUGAUCUGAACAGAUGAUAUAUAGGAGAAGGACAGAAAUAACUUCACGUCUUACUAGCCCUCCCUCUGCGAAGGUGUUUGAGCUAACUUACUGCAGCAAAUAAGAUGGUGGUCGAGGUGGAGAGUUUCUAUGGUGUGUAUAUGUUGUACUGUACUAACCCGAAGUUCAAGGGUCGGAUAUAUAUUGGCUUCACUGUGAACCCAGAGCGCCGUAUAGGUCAACACAACGCUGGACGACACCGAGGAGGAGCCAAGAGAACAAGUGGCAGGGGACCAUGGGAGAUGGUUCUUAUCAUUCAUGGCUUUCCAUCUGAUAUUGCAGCUCUUCGGUUUGAGUGGGCUUGGCAACAUCCACACAGUUCUCGUCGACUGUCCCAUGUUGCCCGGCGCAGCCGUAAAGAGUCCAGUUUGCAAUUCCACUGGCGUGUGGUGUCAAGCAUGCUGCGAGUGGCGCCAUGGAGUCGACUUCCCCUCACUGUGCGCUGGUUAAAGCAGGAGUACCGAAUGGACUUUGCUCCUGAACUGCAGCCUCCUCUACACAUUCCUCUAACAUUUGGCUGUGUUUGUGCUAAGACGAAACCCCAGCAGGAGUGCAAGGAACAAGAUGAGAGACCGGUGGAGCGGUGUGUGUUAUGUGGGGUGUUUGUUAAGGCUACGGAUAGACUAUCUUGUUUCCACCCUUCCUGUCAAAUGGUUAGUCAUCUGAUUUGCCUGGCUAAACACUUUCUGAAAGCAGAGCCUUCCCACCUACUUCCUGUGGAGGGAAAGUGUCCUGGCUGUCAUCACUCGGUGCUGUGGGGGAGUUUGAUACGCCAUAAAAAUGGCUGUUAUGGUGAUUUGGAAGAAAUUUCCUCAUCCUCAUCUCAGGUUGACAUUCAUAUGAUUUUCCCUGUUGUAUCAUAUAAUGUUACCAAUAAAUUCAAAAAUUUUAAUUCAUUUAAAUCUUAACGUGUUUAUACCAGAUAGUUAUUAGAGGAUUUUUAUAUUUCACAAAGAUGUUAUAUAUAGAUAGUGGUGCAGUUACGUUUUUUAAAAACUGUGGAUAGAGUAAGAGAAAGGUGCAGUUUUUAGUGAGACAAGUUAAAGAACUGAUGUCUCAGUUCUUUUAUUGAAUAACAAAAUAACUGUUUUUAUUCAUCUAAACAGAGUCAUUGGACAGAUGAACUACAGCUGUGAAGAUGAUGUCAUACAGCUGUUUCUGUUUGAAGAAGUAUUUGUUGGAUUGAAGGGCUGGCCUAACAGACUGACUGCUUAUUAAGGCCAAGGCAUCUUUAUAUUCUAAGAAAUCCAGAAAUACCAAGGAUAUACAGAAUAAGAUGAGUCUUCACACAUAUUUUAAAAUAAGAUAAAAACCUUUUUUUUUUAAUUCCGCAGUAAUACAUGUUUGAACAUUGUGUAAGCUCAGUCAAGACGAGAAUAAUUAUUGGAUAGUGUGUGUUUUUAAAACAACUGGGUUUAAAUAAAUUUAAAUGUGAAUAUGUUGUUUCUGAAAUCAUGUAUGGAUAUUUAUUGAACAAUAAAUCAGUGUACUUUG